GGCGUGCGGGCUGCUGGGUGGGAACCUUGUCGGUCCUGGGCCCCCGGAGGGAGGUGAGGCCCAGCAGCCCCUGCUGCACCAUCUGAGCACCUCGCCUGGGUGCUGUCUCGUGCCCCCCGGAGAGACAGGUUAUCCCGCCUCUCCCCCCCAACCAUGGAUCACUCCUCGUUCAGCGGUGCACCCCGCUUCCUAACCCGGCCCAAGGCCUUCGUGGUAUCGGUGGGCAAAGAUGCCACGCUGAGCUGCCAGAUCGUGGGCAACCCCACGCCGCAAGUGAGCUGGGAGAAAGACCGGCAGCUGGUGAAAGCGGGUGGUCGAUUCCGCCUGGCCCAGGACGGCGACCUGUACCGCCUGACCAUCCUGGACCUGGCGCUGGGCGACAGUGGGCAGUACGUGUGCCGCGCGCGCAACGCCAUCGGCGAGGCCUUCGCGGCGGUCGGCCUGCAGGUGGACGCCGACGCCGCGUGCGCCGAGCAGGCGCCUCACUUCCUGCUGCGGCCCACCUCCAUCCGCGUGCGCGAGGGCGCCGAGGCCACCUUCCGCUGCCGCGUGCGCGGCUCGCCGCCCAUGUCGGUGAGCUGGGCCAAGGACGGGCGGCGCCUGGGUGUGCUGGACGCCCCCCGAGUGCGAGUGGAGGAGAGCGGCGAGGCGAGCGCUCUGCGCAUCCAGGCUGCACAGCCGAGAGACAGCGGCACCUAUACGGUGCACGCGGAGAACCCGCUGGGGGCCGCCAGCGCCGCCGCCGGGCUCACGGUGGACGCGGAGGCAGAGGCAGCCAGCCCGCCGGGGGCCUCCACCGCCAUGCUGCUGGCGCACCUGCAGCGGCGGCGCGAGGCCAUGCGCGCCGGGGGCGCCCCGGCCUCGCCGCCGAGCGCCGGCACGCGCACCUGCACGGUGACGGAGGGCAAACACGCGCGCCUCAGCUGCUUCGUGACGGGCGAGCCCAAGCCUGAGAUCGUGUGGAAGAAGGACGGACAGCUGGUGGUGGAGGGCCGGCGGCACGUGGUGUACGAGGACGAGCAGGAGAACUUCGUGCUGAAGAUCCUCUUCUGCAAGCAGUCAGACUGUGGCCUCUACACCUGCACGGCGUCCAACCUUGUGGGCCAGACCUACAGCUCGGUGCUGGUCGUCGUGAGAGAGCCCACAGUGCCCUUCAAAAAGCGCCUGCAGGACCUGGAGGUGCCAGAGAAGGCAUCAGCCACGUUCCAGUGUGAGGUGCCGGUGCCAGCCAUGGAGUCUGCCUGGUAUAAGGAGGAAACGCGGCUGUGGGCCAGUGCCAAGUACCUCAUCGAGGAGGCGGGCACUGAGCGCCGGCUGACCGUGCUCAAUGUCUCCUCUGACGAUGACGCCGUGUACAUCUGUGAGACGGCAGAGGGCAGUCGCACGGUGGCUGAGCUGGCAGUGCAAGGCAACCUCCUUCGGAAGCUCCCAAGGAAGACAGCCGUGCGGGUGGGAGACACGGCCAUGUUCUGUGUGGAGCUGGCCAAGCCAGAGGGCCCCGUUCAGUGGCUGUGGAACCAGAAGGCGGUGGUGGCUGGGGGCCGGGUGGCCGUCACUGCUGAGGGCACGUGCCACACGCUGACCAUCUCCCGGUGCAGCCUGGAGGAUGUGGGUGAGGUGGCCUUUGUGGCUGGGGACUGCCGGACGUCUACGCAGUUUUGCGUGUCAGCCCCCAGGAGGCCGCCCCUGCAUGCUCCUGAAGCCCCCGUGGUGAAGGCCCGGACAGAGAGCUCCGUGACUCUUGGCUGGUCCCCGCCACCCCCUGGGGACCGCCCUGCUGCCAUCGAGGGCUACCUGGUGGAGAGGAAGAGGCUGGGCGCCUACGCCUGGAGCCGGUGCCAUGAAGAUGAGUGGGUGACCACGCCUGAGCUGACUGUGGCUGGCGUGGCCGAGGAGGGGGAGUUCCAGUUCAGGGUGUCAGCUGUGAACAGCUUUGGCCAGAGCCCCUACCUCGAGUUCCCAGGAACUGUACACCUGGCUCCCCAGCUGGCUGUGAAAACACCUCUGAAGGCAGUGGAGGCAGUGGAAGGCGGCGAGGUGACCUUCUCUGUGGACCUCACUACGGCCUCCUCAGGGGAGUGGUUCCUGGACGGGCGGGUCCUGAAGGCCAGCAGCGUGUAUGUCAUACAGCGGGAUGGCACCCGCCACACCCUCACCAUCCGCUCGGUGCCUGUCAGCCUGCACGGGGCGGAGCUCAAGUUCGUGGCCAACGGCAUCGAGAGCAGCAUCCGCAUGGAGGUCCGAGCGGCCCUGGAGCUGACGGCCAAGCGUCCGGCACCAGCAGCGGCCGCUCGGGAGGUGCUGGCCCGGCUGCAUGAGGAGGCCCAGCUCCUGGCCGAGCUGUCGGACCAGGCGGCAGCCGUGACGUGGCUCAAGGACGGACACACGCUGUCUCCCGGCCCCAAGUAUGAGGUGCAGGCUUCAGCUGGGCAGCGGGCGCUGCUCGUGCGGGACGUGAAGCGAGAAGACGCGGGCCUGUACGAGUGCGUCAGCCGCGGGGACCGCAUUGCCUACCAGCUGUUGGUGCAAGACUCCCCUGCAGUGUUUACCAAGGGGCAGCCAAUGCAUAAGGAGGUAAAGGCCGUGGCGGGGGCGAGUGCCACGCUGAGCUGCGAGGUGGCCCAGGCCCAGACGGAGGUGACGUGGUAUAAGGACGGCAAGAAGCUGAGUUCGAGCUUGAAAGUGCACUUGGAGGCCAAGGGCUGCACCCGGCAGCUGGUGGUGCAGCAGGCGGGCAAGGCGGACACCGGGGAGUACAGCUGUGAAGCCGGGGGCCAGAAGAUCUCCUUCCGCCUGGACGUCACAGAGCCCUCAGUGGUGUUCGCCAAGGAGCAGCCGGCACGCAGUGAAGUGCAGGCCGUGGCGGGAACCAGUGCCAUGCUGAGCUGCGAGGUGGCCCAGGCCCAGACGGAGGUGACGUGGUACAAGGACGGGAAGAAGCUGAGUUCAAGCUCGAAAGUGUGUGUGGAGGCCACGGGCUGCACCAGGCGGCUGGUGGUGCAGCAGGCAGGCAAGGCAGACGCCGGGGAGUACAGCUGCGAGGCCGGGGGCCAGAAGGUGUCCUUCCGCCUGGACGUCACAGAGCCCCCGGUGGUGUUUGCCAAGGAGCAGCCGGCACGCAGUGAAGUGCAGGCCGUGGCGGGGGCGAGUGCCACGCUGAGCUGCGAGGUGGCCCAGGCCCAGACGGAGGUGACAUGGUACAAGGACGGCAAGAAGCUGAGUUCGGGCUCGAAAGUGCGUGUGGAGGCCACGGGCCGCGGGCGGCGGCUGGUGGUGCAGCAGGCGGGCAAGGCGGACGCCGGGGAGUACAGCUGUGAGGCCGGGGGCCAGAAGGUGUCCUUCCGCCUGGACGUCACAGAGCCCUCGGUGGUGUUCGCCAAGGAGCAGCCGGCACGCAGUGAAGUGCAGGCCGUGGCGGGAACCAGUGCCACGCUGAGCUGCGAGGUGGCCCAGGCCCAGACGGAGGUGACGUGGUACAAGGACGGCAAGAAGCUGAGUUCGAGCUCGAAAGUGCACUUGGAGGCCAAGGGCUGCACCCGGAAGCUGGUGGUGCAGCAGGCGGGCAAGGCGGACGCCGGGGAGUACAGCUGCGAGGCCGGGGGCCAGAAGGUCUCCUUCCACCUGGACGUCACAGAGCCCUCGGUGGUGUUUGCCAAGGAGCAGCCAGCACGCAGUGAAGUGCAGGCUGUGGCGGGAACCAGUGCCACACUGAGCUGCGAGGUGGCCCAGGCCCAGACAGAGGUGACGUGGUACAAGGACGGCAAGAAGCUGAGUUCGAGCUCGAAAGUGCGUGUGGAAGCCAAGGGCUGCACCAGGCGGCUGGUGGUGCAACAGGCGGGCAAGGCGGACGCCGGAGAGUACAGCUGCGAGGCUGGGGGCCAGAAGGUCUCCUUCCGCCUGGACGUCACAGAGCCCCCGGUGGUGUUCGCCAAGGAGCAGCCGGCACGCAGUGAAGUGCAGGCCAUGGCGGGGGCGAGUGCCACGCUGAGCUGCGAGGUGGCCCAGGCCCAGACGGAGGUGACGUGGUACAAGGACGGCAAGAAGCUGAGUUUGAGCUCGAAAGUGCGUGUGGAGGCCACGGGCCGCGGGCGGCGGCUGGUGGUGCAGCAGGCGGGCAAGGCGGACGCCGGGGAGUACAGCUGCGAGGCCGGGGGCCAGAAGGUGUCCUUCCGCCUGGACGUCACAGAGCCCUCAGUGGUGUUCGCCAAGGAGCAGCCGGCACGCAGUGAAGUGCAGGCCGUGGCGGGGGCGAGUGCCACGCUGAGCUGCGAGGUGGCCCAGGCCCAGACGGAGGUGACGUGGUACAAGGACGGCAAGAAGCUGAGUUCGAGCUCGAAAGUGCGUGUGGAGGCCACGGGCCGCGGGCGGCGGCUGGUGGUGCAGCAGGCGGGCAAGGCGGACGCCGGGGAGUACAGCUGCGAGGGCGGGGGCCGGAAGGUGUCCUUCCGCCUGGACGUCACAGAGCCCCCGGUGGUGUUCGCCAAGGAGCAGCCAGCACGCAGUGAAGUGCAGGCCGUGGCGGGGGCGAGUGCCACGCUGAGCUGCGAGGUGGCCCAGGCCCAGACAGAGGUGACGUGGUACAAGGACGGCAAGAAGCUGAGUUCGAGCUCGAAAGUGCGUGUGGAGGCCACGGGCCGCGGGCGGCGGCUGGUGGUGCAGCAGGCGGGCAAGGCGGACGCCGGGGAGUACAGCUGCGAGGCCGGGGGCCAGAAGGUGUCCUUCCGCCUGGACGUCACAGAGCCCUCAGUGGUGUUCGCCAAGGAGCAGCCAGCACGCAGUGAAGUGCAGGCCGUGGCGGGGGCGAGUGCCACGCUGAGCUGCGAGGUGGCCCAGGCCCAGACGGAGGUGACGUGGUACAAGGACGGCAAGAAGCUGAGUUCGAGCUCGAAAGUGCGUGUGGAGGCCACGGGCCGCGGGCGGCGGCUGGUGGUGCAGCAGGCGGGCAAGGCGGACGCCGGGGAGUACAGCUGUGAGGCCGGGGGCCAGAAGGUGUCCUUCCGCCUGGACGUCACAGAACCCUCGGUGGUGUUCGCCAAGGAGCAGCCGGCACGCAGUGAAGUGCAGGCCAUGGCGGGGGCGAGUGCCACGCUGAGCUGCGAGGUGGCCCAGGCCCAGACGGAGGUGACGUGGUACAAGGACGGCAAGAAGCUGAGUUCGAGCUCGAAAGUGCGUGUGGAGGCCACGGGCCGUGGGCGGCGGCUGGUGGUGCAUCAGGCGGGCAAGGCGGACGCCGGGGAGUACAGCUGCGAGGCCGGGGGCCAGAAGGUCUCCUUCCGCCUGGACGUCACAGAGCCCCCGGUGGUGUUCGCCAAGGAGCAGCCAGCACGCAGUGAAGUGCAGGCCGUGGCGGGGGCGAGUGCCACGCUGAGCUGCGAGGUGGCCCAGGCCCAGACGGAGGUGACGUGGUACAAGGACGGCAAGAAGCUGAGUUCGAGCUCGAAAGUGCGUGUGGAGGCCACGGGCCGCGGGCGGCGGCUGGUGGUGCAGCAGGCGGGCAAGGCGGACGCCGGGGAGUACAGCUGCGAGGCCGGGGGCCGGAAGGUGUCCUUCCGCCUGGACGUCACAGAGCCCUCGGUGGUGUUCGCCAAGGAGCAGCCGGCACGCAGUGAAGUGCAGGCCGUGGCGGGGGCGAGUGCCACGCUGAGCUGCGAGGUGGCCCAGGCCCAGACGGAGGUGACGUGGUACAAGGACGGCAAGAAGCUGAGUUCGAGCUCGAAAGUGCGUGUGGAGGCCACGGGCCGCGGGCGGCGGCUGGUGGUGCAGCAGGCGGGCAGGGCGGACGCCGGGGAGUACAGCUGCGAGGCCGGGGGCCGGAAGGUGUCCUUCCGCCUGGACGUCACAGAGCCCUCAGUGGUGUUCGCCAAGGAGCAGCCGGCACGCAGUGAAGUGCAGGCCAUGGCGGGGGCAAGUGCCACGCUGAGCUGCGAGGUGGCCCAGGCCCCGACGGAGGUGACCUGGUACAAGGAUGGGAAGAAGCUGAGUUCGAGCUCGAAAGUGCGUGUGGAAGCCAAGGGCUGCACCCGGCAGCUGGUGGUGCGGCAGGCGGGCAAGGCAGACGCCGGGGAGUACAGCUGCGAGGCCGGGGGCCAGAAGGUCUCCUUCCGCCUGGACGUCACAGAGCCUAUGGUGGUGUUUGCCAAGGAGCAGCCGGCACGCAGUGAAGUGCAGGCCAAGGCGGGAGCACGCACCACGCUGAGCUGCGAGGUGGCCCAGGCCCAGACGGAGGUGACCUGGUACAAGGAUGGGAAGAGGCUGAGUUCGAGCUCGAAAGUGCUUGUAGAAGCCAAGGGCUGCACCCGGCAGCUGGUGGUGCAGCAGGCGGGCAAGGCGGACACCGGGGAGUACAGCUGCGAGGCCGGGGGCCAGAAGGUCUCCUUCCACCUGGACGUCACAGAGCCAGAGUUUGAGCCCCCCGCCCCAGAGAAACCCAGGCGCAGGGAACCGCUGGUGGUCAGGGAACACGAGGACAUCGUCCUGACAGCCACUCUGGCCACGCCGUCUGUGGCCGCGGUGACGUGGUUCAAAGAUGGUGUGGAGAUUCGCCGCAGCAAGCGGCAUGAGAUGGCCAGCCUGGGGGACACCCACACCCUGACCGUGCGUGGGGCACAGACCCUGGACAGCGCUGUCUACAGCUGCCGCGUGGGCGCAGAGGGGCAGGACUUCUCGGUGCAGGUGGAAGAGGUGGCUGCCAAGUUUUGCCGCCCCCUGGAGCCCGUGAGCGGGGAUCUGGGCGGCACGGUGACGCUGGUCUGUGAGCUGAGCCCUGCGCAGGCUGAGGUGGUGUGGCGCCGCGGAAGCACGCAACUCCGGUCCGGCAAACGCUUCCAGAUGGCGGCUGCGGGGACUCAGCGCUCGCUCACGGUGUCGGGCCUGCGGGAAGAGGAUGCAGGGGAGUACGUGUGUGAGAGCCGCGACGACCACACCAGCGCCAUGCUCACCGUUAUCGUACCCCGCGUGGUCAAGUUCACGUCUGGGCUGAGUGCGGUGGUUGCGGAGGAGGGGUGCGAGGCCACUUUCCAGUGUGUGGUGACCCCCAGCGACGUGGCGGUCACAUGGUUCCGAGAUGGUGUCCAACUACAGCCGGGAGAGAAGUUUCUCAUAUCGCAGAAGGGUGCCAGCCACAGCCUGACCAUCUUAAGCCUGGCCCUGGAGGAUGCUGGCCAGGUCACUGCGGAGGCUGAGGGCAUCCAGUCCACGGCUGCCCUCCGGGUCCGAGAGGCUCCAGUGCUGUUCAGAAAGAAGCUGGAGCCGCAGACCGUGGAGGAGCGGAGCUCAGUGACCAUGGAGGUGGAGCUGACGCGGCCGUGGCCAGAGGUCAAGUGGACACGCAAUGCCGUAGCACUCGCGUCGGGCGAGAAAGUGGAGAUCCACGCCGAGGGCGCACGUCACCGUCUGGUUCUGCACAGUGUGGGUUUCGCCGACCGCGGCUUCUACGGCUGCGAGACACCAAACGACAAGACGCAGGCCAAGCUGACUGUGGAAAUGCGCCAGAUCCGGCUCGUGCGGGGCCUGCAGGCCGUGGAGGCGCAGGAGCAGGGCACGGCCACCAUGGAAGUAGAGCUGUCCCACGCAGACGUGGAGGGCACCUGGACUCGGGACGGUCUUCGGCUCCAGCCGGGACCCAACUGCCAGCUGGCGGUGCACGGCCCCACACACACCCUCACGCUGUCACGGCUGCAGCGGCAGGACGGUGGCUUGGUGGCCUUCAGGGCGGAGGGCGUGCACACCUCUGCCCAUCUUGUGGUCACUGAGCUGCCUGUGAAGUUCAUCCGCCCUCUGCAGGACGUGGUGGCCACAGAGAAAGAAAAGGUGGCCCUGGAUUGUGAGCUCUCACGCCCCAAUGUGGAUGUGCGCUGGUUGAAGGACAAUGUGGAGCUGCGGGUAAGCAAGACCAUGGGCAUGUUGGCCCAAGGGGCCUGCAGAAGUCUCGUCAUUUACCGAUGUGAGUUUGGAGACCAGGGCGUGUAUGUGUGCGAUGCCCACGAUGCUCAGAGCUCGGCCUCCCUGAAGGUGCAAGGCCGGAAUGUGCAGAUCGUGAGGCCUCUGGAGGAUGUGGAAGUGAUGGAGAAAGAGGGCGCCACCUUCUCCUGCGCGGUCUCCCAUGAUGAGGUGCCUGCGCAGUGGUUCUGGGAGGGCAGUAAGCUCCGGCCUAGUGACAACGUGAGGAUCCGCCAGGAAGGAAGGACAUACACUCUCAUCUAUCGGAGGGUCCUGGUGGAAGAUGCAGGGGAAAUCAAGUUUGUAGCAGAAAAUGCGGAAUCACGAGCCCAGCUCCGAGUAAAAGAGCUGCCCGUGUCCAUCCUCCGCCCGCUGCGGGAUAAGAUCGCGAUGGAGAAGCACCGCGGCGUGCUCGAGUGCCAGAUGUCCAGGGCCAGUGCCCAGGUGCGGUGGUUCAAGGGUAGCGUGGAGCUGCACCCUGGGGCCAAGUACGAGAUGGUCAGCGACGGCCUCUACCGCAAGCUGGUCAUCAACGCCGUCCAGCCCGAGGACGAGGACACCUACACGUGUGAUGCCGGCGACGUGAAGACCAGUGCACAGUUCUUCGUAGAAGAGCAGUCCAUCGUGGUUGUGCGGGGCCUGCAGGAUGUGACGGUGAUGGAGCCGGCCCCCGCCUGGUUCGAGUGUGAGACCUCCAUCCCCUCGGUGCGGCCCGCCAAGUGGCUCCUGGGAAAGACGGUGCUGCAGGCGGGGGCUGACGUGGGGAUAGAGCAGGAGGGCACGGUGCAUCGGCUGACGCUGCGGCACACCUACUCCACCAUGACGGGGCCAGUGCACUUCACCAUCGGCAAAUCACGCUCCACCGCCUCCCUGGUGGUCUCUGACAUUCCCGUGGUGCUCACACGGCCUCUGGAGCCCAAGGUGGGGCGGGAGCUGCAGUCCGUCGUCCUGUCCUGUGACUUCAAGCCUCCCCCCAAGGCUGUGCAGUGGUACAAGGAGGAGACGCCCCUGGCGCCAUCCAGCAAGUUCAAGAUGAGGCUCGAGGGCCACAUGGCAGAGCUGCGUAUCCUGCGGCUCACCCCUGACGAUGCUGGUGUCUACCGGUGCCAGGCCGGCAGCGCCCAGAGCAGCACGGAGGUCACUGUUGAAGAACGGAAGGUGACAGUGACGCAGCCGCUGGAGGACGUGGAGGUCCUGGAGGAGGGCCGUGCCCGCUUCUCCUGCGAGCUGUCCCACGAGGACGAAGAAGUGGACUGGCUGCUCAACGGGACACCGCUGUACAACGACAGCUUCCACGAGAUCACCCACGAGGGCCGCCGCCACACACUGGUGCUGAAGCGGGUCCGGCAGGCUGACGGGGGCACCGUGCGCAUCUCCUCCCCCAAGGUUACGGCCUCUGCCCACCUGGUGGUCAAAGGGAAGCCGGUGGUGUUCCUGAAGGCGCUGGACGAUGUGUCUGUGGAAGAGCGGGGCACACUGGCCUUGCAGUGUGAGGUCUCUGACCACCAAGCCCGCGUGGUGUGGCGGAAAGACGGGGUGGAGUUGGGCCCCAGUGACAAGUACGACUUCUCGCACUCGGCGGGCCUGCGAGGCCUCGUGGUGCGCAGCCUGACUCGGGAUGAUGCUGGCCUGUACACCUGCGACGUGGGCACUGAUGAGACCCGUGCCCAUGUCAGCGUGCAUGAGCUGCACGUGGGCAUCACCAAGAGGCUGAAGACAGUGGAGGUGCUGGAGGGCGAGAGCUGCAGCUUCGAGUGCAUCCUGUCCCAUGAGAACACUGGCGAUGUGGCUGAGUGGACAGUGAGCGGGAAAACAGUGGGCAGCUCUGGCCGCUUCUGUGCCACGCGCCAGGGCCGCAAGUACACUCUAGCUAUCCGAGAUGCCGUACCAAGUGACGCUGGGGAGGUGGUCUUCUCUGUGCGGGGCCUCACCUCCAAGGCCUCACUCAUCGUCAAAGAGAGGUCAGCUGACAUUAUGAAGCCACUGGAAGACCAGCAGGCCAUGCUGGGUGAGGAUGUGGUGCUGAGGUGUGAGCUGUCGCGGGAGGGGACCCCAGUGCGCUGGCUGAAGGACGGGAAGGCCAUCCGCAAGAGUCAGAAGUAUGACCUGCUCACUGAAGGCACUCGGGCCUCGCUGGUCAUCCAUGCAGCCUCACUCAAAGACUCGGGCAAAUACACGUGUGAGACGGAGUCUUCCAAAAGCACAGCCAGUCUCCGAGUGGAAGAAAAGGCAAACCGGUUCACGGAGCCGUUGGCUGACCUGCACGUGGAGGAGAAGGGCACAGCCACGUUCACCUGCAAGACGGAGCGGCCCGCGGUCUCAGUGGUCUGGCGCAAGGGCCUCACAGAGCUGCAGGCCUCUGGGAAGCAUGCGCCCAGCCAGGAGGGCCUGACCUUGCGGCUCACCAUCAGCGCCCUGGAGAAGGCAGACAGUGACACCUACACCUGCGACAUUGGCCAGGCCCAGUCCCAGGCUCGGCUCCUGGUGAAAGGCCAGAAAGUGCUCAUCACAGAGGACUUGGAGGACGCGGAGGUGCAGGAGGGCUCCUCGGCCACCUUCUGCUGCCGUAUCUCCCCUGCCGACUACAAGCCUGUCCACUGGUUCUUGGACAAAACGCCCCUGUCUGCCAAUGAACUCAAUGAGAUCGAGGCCCAGCCCGGCGGCUACCACGUGCUGACCCUGCGGCAACUGGCGCUCAAGGACUCAGGCACCGUCCAUUUUGAGGCAGGUGACCAGCGAACCUCAGCUGCCUUGCAGGUCACAGAGAAGCCAAGUGUCUUCUCCCAGGGGCUCACGGAUGCCACAGUCACGGAAGGGGAGGAUCUGACCCUGGUCUGUGAGACUUCCGCCUCCGACAGCCCUGUGUGCUGGACCAAGGAUGGGAAGCCCCUGCGGCCAUCAGCCCGGUGCCGGCUGACCUAUGAGGGCCGCCGGGCCCAGCUGGUCAUCACUGAGGCCACCCUGCAGGACAGCGGGCGCUACAAGUGUGAGGCUGCGGGCGCCUGGAGCAGUUCCAUUGUCAGGGUCCAUGCUCGGCCAGUGCAGUUCCGAGAGGGCCUGAAGGACGUGGAGGUGCUGGAGGGGGGCGCUGCCACGCUGCGCUGCGUGCUGUCAUCCGUGGUCAGGCCCGUGGAGUGGCGGCGUGGGGAUGAGCUUCUGCAGCCUGGAGGCAAGUACAGCUUGCGCCAGGACGGGACCGUGCUGGAGCUGGUGGUCCGAGACCUGCGGCCUCAGGACAGUGGGCAGUACUUCUGCAGUUUCGGGGACCAGGAGACGUCGGCCAGGCUCACCGUAAAGGCUCUGCCUGCUGAGUUCAUAGGAAGACUGAGAAGCAAGGAGGUCACGGAAGGGACCACGGUCGCAUUCCGCUGUGAGCUCAGCAAGGAAGCCCCCGUGGAGUGGAAGAAGGGGCCCGAGACCCUCAGAGCUGGGGACAGAGUGAGCCUGAGGCAGGACGGGGCCGUGCGUGAGCUGGAGAUCCGUGAGCUGACCGCGGAGGAUGCUGGGGAAUAUUCAUGUGUGUGCGGGCAGGAGAAGACCUCAGCCACGCUCACCGUCAGGGCUUUGCCUGCUGAGUUCACAAGAAGACUGAGAAGCAAGGAGGCCAUAGAAGGGACCACGGUCACUCUGCACUGUGAGCUGAGCAAGGCGGCCCCCGUGGAGUGGAGGAAGGGGCCCGAGACCCUCAGAGCUGGGGACAGAGUGAGCCUGAGGCAGGAGGGAGCCGUGUGUAAGCUGGAGAUCCGUGAGCUGACCGUGGACGAUGCUGGGGAGUAUCUGUGUGUGUGUGGGCAGGAGAGGACCUCAGCCAUGCUCACCGUCAGGGCCCUGCCUGCCAAGUUCAUGAAGGGUCUGAAGAAGGAAGAGGCCAUGGAAGGGGCCACAGCCAAGCUGCGCUGUGAGCUGAGCAAGGCAGCCCCCGUAGAGUGGAGGAAAGGGCCUGAGACCCUCAGAGCCGGGGACAGAGUGAGCCUGAGGCAGGAGGGAGCCGUGUGUGAGCUGGAGAUCCGUGAGCUGACCGUGGAGGAUGCUGGGGAGUACUCGUGCGUGUGUGGGCAGGAGAAGACCUCAGCCACGCUCGCCGUCAGGGCCCUGCCUGCCAAGUUCACGAAAGGCCUGAAGAAGGAAGAGGCCGUGGAAGGGGCCACAGCCAAGCUGCGCUGUGAGCUGAGCAAGGCGGCCCCCGUGGAGUGGAGGAAGGGGCCUGAGACCCUCAGAGCCGGGCACAGAGUGAGCCUGAGGCAGGACGGGGCUGUGUGUGAGCUGGAGAUCCAUGAGCUGACUGUGGAGGAUGCCGGGGAGUACUCGUGCGUGUGUGGGCAGGAGAGGACCUCAGCCACACUUGCCGUCAGGGCCCUGCCUGCCAAGUUCACAAAAGGCCUGAAGAAGGAAGAGGCCGUGGAAGGGGCCACAGCCAAGCUGCGCUGUGAGCUGAGCAAGGCGGCCCCCGUGGAGUGGAGGAAGGGGCCCGACACCCUCAGAGCCGGGGACAGAGUGAGCCUGAGGCAGGAUGGGGCCGUGUGUGAGCUGGAGAUCCGUGAGCUGACCGUGGAGGAUGCUGGGGAGUACUCGUGCGUGUGCGGGCAGGAGAGGACCUCAGCCACGCUCGCCGUCAGGGCCCUGCCCGCCAAGUUCACAAAGGGCCUGAGGAAGGAGGAGGCCACAGAAGGGACCACGGUCACGCUGUGCUGUGAGCUGAGCAAGGCGGCCCCCGUGGAGUGGAGGAAGGGGCCCGAGACCCUCAGAGCCGGGGGCAGAGUGAGCCUGAGGCAAGAGGGAGCCGUGUGUGAGCUGGAGAUCCGUGAGCUGACCGCAGAGGAUGCUGGGGAGUACUCCUGCAUGUGCGGGCAGGAGAGGACCUCAGCCACGCUCGCCGUCAGGGCCCUGCCUGCCAAGUUCACAAAAGGUCUGAAGAAGGAAGAGGCCAUGGAAGGGGCCACAGCCAAGCUGCGCUGUGAGCUGAGCAAGGCGGCCCCCGUGGAGUGGAGGAAGGGGCCUGAGACCCUCAGAGCUGGGGACAGGCUGCGGCUGAAUCAGGAGGGAGCCGUGUGUGAGCUGGAGAUCCGUGAGCUGACCGCAGAGGAUGCUGGGGAGUAUUCUUGCGUGUGCGGGCAGGAGAGGACCUCAGCCACGCUCGCCGUCAGGGCCCUGCCUGCCAAGUUCAUGAAGGGUCUAAGGAAGGAGGAAGCCAUGGAAGGGGCCACAGCCAAGCUGCGCUGUGAGCUGAGCAAGGCGGCCCCCGUGGAGUGGAGGAAAGGGCCUGAGACCCUCAGAGCCGGGGACAGAGUGAGCCUGAGGCAGGAGGGAGCCGUGUGUGAGCUGGAGAUCCGUGAGCUGACCGCGGAGGAUGCUGGGGAGUACUUGUGUGUGUGUGGGCAGGAGAAGACCUCAGCCAUGCUCGCCGUCAGGGCCCUGCCUGCCAAGUUCACAAAAGGUUUGCAGAAGGAAGAGGCUGUGGAAGGGGCCACAGCCAAGCUGCGCUGUGAGCUGAGCAAGGCGGCCCCCAUGGAGUGGAGGAAGGGGCCUGAGACCCUCAGAGCCGGGGACAGAGUGAGCCUGAGACAGGACGGGGCCGUGUGUGAGCUGGAGAUCCGUGAGCUGACCGCGGAGGACGCCGGGGAGUACUCAUGCGUGUGCGGGCAGGAGAGGACCUCAGCCACACUCACCGUCAGGGCCAUGCCUGCUCGGUUCAUCAAAGAAUUGAAGACCAAGGAGGCUACAGAAGGAGCCAUAGCCACGCUGCGCUGUGAGCUGAGCAAGGCGGCCCCCGUGGAGUGGAGGAAGGGGCCCAAGACCCUCAGAGCCGGAGACAGAGUGAGCCUGAGGCAGGAGGGAGCCGUGUGUGAGCUGGAGAUCCGUGGCCUGACCGUGGAGGAUGCUGGGGAGUACUCGUGCGUGUGCGGGCAGGAGAAGACCUCAGCCGCGCUCGCCGUCAGGGCCCUGCCUGCAAAGUUUGCAAAAGGUUUGGGAAAGGAAGAGGCCGUGGAAGGGGCCGCAGCUGUACUGCACUGUGAGCUGAGCAAAGCGGCCCCCGUGGAGUGGAGGAAGGGGCCCGAGACCCUCAGAGCUGGGGACAGAGUGAGCCUGAGGCAGGAGGGAGCCGUGUGUGAGCUGGAGAUCCAUGAGCUGACCGUGGAGGAUGCUGGAGAAUAUUCAUGUGUGUGCGGGCAGGAGAGGACCUCAGCCACGCUCACCGUCAGGGCCCUGCCUGCCAAGUUCACAAAAGGUCUGAGGAAGGAAGAGGCUGUGGAAGGGGCCACAGCCAAGCUGCGCUGUGAGCUGAGCAAGGCGGCCCCCGUGGAGUGGAGGAAAGGGCCUGAGACCCUCAGAGCCGGGGACAGAGUGAGCCUGAGGCAGGAGGGAACCGUGUGUGAGCUGGAGAUCCGUGAGCUGACCGCGGAGGAUGCUGGGGAGUACUCGUGCGUGUGUGGGCAGGAGAAGACCUCAGCCACGCUCGCCGUCAGGGCCCUGCCUGCCAGGUUCACAAAGGGUCUGAAGAAGGAAGAGGCCGUGGAAGGGGCCACAGCCAAGCUGCGCUGUGAGCUGAGCAAGGCGGCCCCCGUGGAGUGGAGGAAGGGGCCCAAGACCCUCAGAGCCAGGGACAGAGUGAGCCUGAGGCAGGAGGGAGCCGUGUGUGAGCUGGAGAUCCGUGAGCUGACUGUGGAGGAUGCCGGGGAGUACUCGUGUGUGUGUGGGCAGGAGAGGACCUCAGCCACACUCGCCGUCAGGGCCCUGCCUGCCAAGUUCCUGAAGGGUCUCAGGAAGGAGGAGGCCACGGAAGGGGCCACAGCCAAGCUGCGCUGUGAGCUGAGCAAGGCGGCCCCCGUGGAGUGGAGGAAGGGGCCCGAGACCCUCAGAGCCGGGGACAGAGUGCGGGUGAAGCAGGACGGGGCCGUGUGUGAGCUGGAGAUCCGUGAGCUGACCGUGGAGGACGCCGGGGAGUACUCGUGCGUGUGCGGGCAGGAGAAGACCUCAGGCACGCUCACCGUCAGGGCUCUGCCUGCUGAGUUCAUAGGAAGACUGAGAAGCAAGGAGGCCACAGAAGGGACCACGGUCACUCUGCACUGUGAGCUGAGCAAGGUGGCCCCCGUGGAGUGGAGGAAGGGGCCCGAGACCCUCAGAGCCGGGGACAGAGUGAGCCUGAGGCAGGACAGGGCCGUGUGUGAGCUGGAGAUCCGUGGCCUGACCGUGGUGGAUGCUGGGGAGUAUUCGUGCGUGUGUGGGCAGGAGAAGACCUCAGCCACGCUCGCCGUCAGGGCCCUGCCUGCCAAGUUCACAAAAGAUUUGAAGAAGGAAGAGGCCGUGGAAGGGACCACGGUCACUCUGCACUGUGAGCUGAGCAAGGCGGCCCCCGUGGAGUGGAGGAAGGGGCCCGAGACCCUCAGAGCCGGGGACAGAGUGAGCCUGAGGCAGGAGGGAGCCGUGUGUGAGCUGGAGAUCCGUGAGCUGACUGCGGAGGAUGCCGGGGAGUACUCGUGUGUGUGUGGGCAGGAGAGGACCUCAGCCACACUGACAGUCACGGCCCCACAGGUGAUGUUCCGGAAGCCACUGCAGAGCCUGCAGGCUGAGGAGGGUACCUCGGCCAUCCUGCAGUGUGAGCUCUCGGAGCCUGGGGCCGCCGUCAUCUGGAGUAAGGGGGGCCUGGAGGUGCAGGCCGAUGGGCACCGGGAGCCGCGGCAGCGGGGCCACGUGGCAGAGCUGGUGCUGAGGGGCUUGCGCCGGGAGGACACGGGGGAGUACACGUGCAGCUGCGGCUCCCAGACCACCAGCGCCACCCUGUCCGUCACAGCUGCGCCCGUGAGGUUCCUUCAAGAGCUGCAGGCCCAGGAGGUAGAUGAGGGCGCGACGGCUCGCCUGCGCUGUGAGCUGAGCCGGGCGGGCAGCAGCGUGGAGUGGCGCAAGGGCUCCCUGCAGCUCUUCCCGUGUGCCAAGUACCAGAUGGUGCUAGAAGGCACAGCCGCUGAGCUGCUGGUGCACGGGGCCGAGCAGGAGGAUGCUGGCCUCUACACCUGUGACACGGGCCACGAGCAGAGCACCGCCAGCCUCUCUGUCCGGGCCCCCAGGCCUGUGUUCAAGACGGAGCUGCAGAGUGCCGAGCAGGAGGCAGGCGGUGUGGCCCGGCUUUGCUGCCAGCUGAGUGAUUCGGAGGCUGGGGCCCCCGUGCUGUGGCUCAAGGAGGGUGUGGAGCUGCACAGGAGUCCCAAGUAUGAGAUGCGGCGCCAGGGGGCCACAUGUGAGCUGCUGAUCCAUGGGCUUGAGGCCAAGGACGUGGGCGAGUACAGCUGCAUGGCGGGCAGCCAGAAGACCUUGGCCUUCCUGAAAGUCAAAGAGCCUGAGGUGACCAUCGUGCGGGGCCUGGUUGACACCGAGGUCCAGGCUGAUGGGGAAGCGGAGUUCAGCUGCGAGGUGUCACAGGCUGGCGUGGAUGCGGAGUGGCGCCUGCAGGGCCUGCCGCUGCAGAGCAACGAGGUGACCGACGUAGCGGUGCAGGGUGGCCGCACCCACAUACUGCGGCUGAAGAGCGUGACCCCGGAGGACGCUGGCACUGUCUCCUUCCACGUGGGCCGCCACACGUCCUCUGCCCAACUCACCGUCCGAGUUCCUGAGGUGACCAUCCUGGAGCCCCUGCAGGACGCUCAGCUCAGCGAGGGCCAGGACGCCCACUUCCAGUGCCGACUGUCGAGGGCGUUGGGCCAGGAGGCCCACUGGGCCCUGGGAGGCGUGCCCCUGCAGGCCAACGAGAUGAACGACAUCACGGUGGAGCAUGGCACGCUCCACUUGCUCACCCUGCACAAGGUGACCCUUGAGGACGCUGGAACCAUCAGUUUCCAAGUAGGCUCAUGUCGCUCGGAGGCCCAGCUGAAGGUCACAGAGGCAGCACCGUGCCUGGUACGUGGCUUACAGAACGUGGACGUCUUUGCGGGGGAGGUGGCCACGUUCUCCUGCGAGGUGUCCCGUGCAGGUGGGCCGGAGGCCCACUGGUGGCUGGAUGGGACCCUGCUGCAGGACGGCCCUCAGAGUGCCAUCUCCGUGCGUGAUGGGACCGUCCACUCCCUCACGCUGUCAGGCCUGGGGGUGGCUGACUCAGGCACCGUCACCUACCGAGCAGGGUCCCUGGUCUCCAGGGCCAAGUUGUUGGUCAAAGAUCCCACAGUGGAAGUGGUCAGUGCCAUGCAGGACCUGGCAGUGGAGGAGGGCGGCCCGGCCGAGCUCCUCUGCCAGUACUCACGGCCCGUGCAGGCCACGUGGAAGAUGGACGAGCAGGCGGUGUGUGCGGACGGGCACCGUGUCGUCAUAGAGCAGGACUGGACCGUGGCCAGGCUGUCUUUCAGGCCGGCCUUGCCCUGUGACAGCGGCAUCUAUUCUUGCGAGGCCGCGGGCACCCGCGUGGUGGCCCUGCUGCAAGUGCAAGCCAAGAACACGGUGGUGAAGGGCCUGGAAAACGUGGAGGCGCCCGAGGGCGGCGAGGCGCUGUUCGAGUGCGUCCUGUCCCAGCCGGAGGUGGCCGCCCACACCUGGCUGCUGGACGAUGAGCCCGUGCGCACCUCUGACAAUGCCGAGGUGGUCUAUUUCGAGAACGGCCUGCGGCACCUGCUGCUGCUCAAAAACCUGCGGCCACAGGACAGCUGCCGUGUGACCUUCCUGGCGGGGGACAUGGUGACGUCUGCCUUCCUCACCGUCAGAGGCUGGCGUCUGGAGGUCUUGGAGGCGCCCCAGGAUGUGACCGUGCGCGCCGGGGGGCAGGCCAGCUUCAGCUGCACCCUUAGCGAGACGGUGCCCGUGGGCGAGGCGACUUGGUACAUAAACGGAGCCUCCGUGCAGCCCGAUGACGCGGACUGGACCGUGGCUGCCGACGGCAGCCACCACGCCCUGCUGCUGCACCGGGCCCAGCCGCACCAUGCCGGCGAGGUCACCUUUGCUGCUCACGAUGCUGUCGCCUCUGCGAGGCUCACUGUCCUGGGCCUCCCCGACCCCCCAGAGGACGCAGAGGUGGUGGGGCGCAGCAGCAGCUCCGUGACGUUGUCUUGGGCGGCCCCCACGAGCGAUGGCGGAGGGGGUCUCCGUGGCUACCGGGUGGAGAUGAAGGCGGCAGCCACGGGAGAGUGGCAGCUGUGCCAGGAUCUGGUGCCCGGGCCCGAGUGUGUGGUGGCUGGCCUGGCCCCUGGGGAGACCUACCGCUUCCGUGUGGCCGCAGUGGGCCCGGCGGGUGCUGGGGAGCCCGUGUACCUGCCCCAGAUGGUGAAGCUCGCAGAGCCCCUGGAGCCCAGGCCUGCAGCCCCCGCCCCCGAGAGCCGGCAGGUGGUGGCCGGGGAAGACGUGUGCCUGGAGUGUGAGGUGGCUGAGGCGGGUGAGGUCGUCUGGCUGAAGGGGACGGAGCGCAUCCAGCCGAGCGGGCACUUCCAGCUGCUCCGCCAGGGCCAGCGGCAGGUGCUGCUGAUCCGGGGCUUCUCCGCAGAGGACCAGGGAGAGUACCGCUGCGCCCCUGCGCGGGACUCAGCCUCUGGGUCAGCGGCUGCUUUCCAGGUGGUGCUGAGCCCAGAAUCUGGGGAGGAGGGCCCUGCUCAGCCCAGCCUGCCCCCUGAGGCAGCCCAGGAGGGCGACCUGCACCUGCUGUGGGAGGCGCUGGCCCGGAAGCGCCGCAUGAGCCGCGAGCCCACGCUAGACUCCAUCAGCGAGCUGCCCGAGGAGGACGGCCGCCCGCAGGGCCCGCGGCAGGAGGCCGAGGAGGCCGCGCCUGACCUCUCAGAGGAGUACUCCACGGCCGACGAGCUGGCGCGCACGGGCGAGGCCGACCUCUCGCACACCAGCUCUGACGACGAGUCCCGUGCAGGCACGCCUUCGCUGGUUACCUACCUCAAGAAGGCUGGGAGGCCCAGCACCUCGCCACUGGCCAGCAAGGCUGGGGCCCCAGAAGCCCCGUCUGGGAAGCCACAGGAGAAGCCACCUGCAGUACGCCCACCACCAGGAGACCUGAGUGCUGGGGACCUGGGUGACCCGACCUUGGACCAGGCCGCAGUGAAGAUCCAGGCGGCCUUCAAGGGUUAUAAGGUCCGGAAGGAGAUGCAGCAGCAGGAGGGGCCCGUGCUCCGCUGCACGUUUGGGGACACCGUGGCACAGGUGGGAGACGUCCUGCAUCUGGAGUGUGUCGUGUCCAGCAAGACAGACGUGCGCGCCCGCUGGCUGAAGGACGGCGUGGAACUGACGGAUAGCCGGCACCACCACAUCGACCAGCUUGCGGACGGCACCUGUUCUCUGCUGGUCACUAGCCUGGGCCGGGCCGACGCUGGCCGUUACACCUGUCAGGUGAGCAACAAGUUUGGCCACGUGGCCCACAGUGCCAACGUGGUGGUCAGUGGCACGGAGAGUGAGACCGAGAGCUCCUCCGGGGGUGAGCUGGAUGACACCUUCCGCCGGGCCGCCCGGCGGCUGCACCGCCUCUUCCGCACGAAAGGCCCGGCGGAGGUCUCGGACGAGGAGAUCUUCUUCAGCGCUGACGAGGGCAAGGCAGAGCCUGAGGAGCCUGGGGACUGGCAGACGUACCGCGAAGAUGAGCACUCCAUCUGCAUCUGCUUCGAGACGCUGGCGGAGGCCCGCCGGGCAGCCAGCCGCUUCCAGGAGAUGUUUGGCGUGUUGGGCAUCCGCGUGGACAUCAGCCUGUCUGAGCUGGGACCGCGCAGGGUGGAGAUGCGCAUUGGCAAGGUGGCACCCCCCCCUUCAGCCCCGCUGGAGCCAGUGCUGACGGCAGAGGCUGCCCCGGUGUUCCUGACCGAGCUACAGAAUCAGGAGGUGCUGGAUGGGUACCCUGUGAGCUUCGACUGUGUGGUGACAGGCCAUCCUGUGCCCACUGUGCGCUGGUUCAAGGAUGGGAGGAUGCUGGAGGAGGAUGACCACUACAUGAUCAGUGAGGACCAGCAGGGCGGCCACCAGCUCAUCAUCACGGCGGUGGUGCCGGCAGACAUGGGUGUCUACCGCUGCCUGGCCGAGAACAGUGUGGGUGUGUCCUCUACAAAGGCAGAGCUCCGUGUGGACUUGACCAGUACCGACUAUGACACCGCUGCAGACGCCACGGAGACCUCAUCCUACUUCAGCGCCCAGGGCUACCUGUCCAGCCGGGAACAAGAGGGUACAGAGUCUACCUCAGAGGAGGGGCAGCUGCCCCAGGUCGUGGAGGAGCUGAAAGACCUGCAGGUGGCCCCCGGCACGCGGCUGGCCAAGUUCCAGCUCAAGGUGAAAGGCUACCCCACGCCUCGACUCUACUGGUUCAAAGAUGGGCAGCCCCUGACCGCAUCCGCGCACAUACGUAUGGCGGACAGAAAGAUGCUGCACACCCUGGAGGUUGUCUCGGUCACCAGCGAGGAUGCAGGCCAGUACUCGGCCUACAUCAGCAACGCCGUGGGUGCCGCUUACUCCUCUGCUCGGCUCCUGGUCCGAGGCCCCAAUGAACCAGAAGAGAAGCCAGCAUUAGAUGCACGCCAGCAGCUGGUCCCACCCCGGUUCCUGGAGAAAUUCACCUCCAAGAAGGUGAAAAAGGGUUCCAGCAUCACUUUCUCCGUGAAGGUGGAAGGAAGCCCACCGCCGGCUGUGCACUGGCUGCGGGAGGAAGCCGAGCAGGGUGUGCUGUGGAUCGGCCGCCACACGCCCGGCUACACAGUGGCCAGCUCCGCCCAGCAGCACAGCCUGGUCCUGCUGGAUGUGGGCCGACAGCACCAGGGCACCUACACCUGCAUUGCCUCCAACGCUGCUGGCCAGGCCCUCUGCUCUGCAGGCUUGCACGUCUCUGGCUUGCCUAAGGAGGCGGGGGCCACGGAGGAGCAGCCCGAGGUGAAGGAGGCCCUCAUCUCCACCUUCCUGCAGGGGACCCAAGCUGUUGCUGCACAGAUGUCAGAACCUGCAGCUUUCACGGACCUUGCUGGGCAGAAGAAAGAGCUCCUGGCAGCAGAGGCCCGUAGCCACCUGUCCUUGGCCGAGGUGGGCACGGAGGAGUUCCUGAAGAAGCUCACUUCGCAGAUCACAGAGAUGGUGUCGGCCAAGAUCACACAGGCGAAGCUGCAGGUGCCUGGAGUUGACAGUGACGAGGAGUCAAAGACGCCAUCCGCAUCCCCCCGGCAUGGCCGUUCACGCCCGUCUUCCAGUGUCCAGGAGUCGUCCUCAGAGUCUGAGGAUGGGGACUCCCGGGGAGAGAUCUUUGACAUCUAUGUAGUCACGGCUGACUACCUGCCCCUGGGGGCUGAGCAGGAUGCCAUCUUGCUGCGGGAGGGCCAGUACGUGGAGGUCCUGGACUCUGCCCAUCCCCUGCGCUGGCUCGUGCGCACCAAACCCACCAAAAACAGCCCCUCUCGGCAGGGCUGGGUGUCCCCGGCUUACCUGGACAAGCGGCUCAAGCUGUCUCCUGAGUGGGGGCCAGCAGAGGCCCCUGAGUUCCCUGGGGAGGCUUUGUCAGAGGACGAGUACAAGACGAGGCUGAGUGCCAUCAUCCGGGACCUGCUGAGCUCAGAGCAGUCCUUUGUGGGCGAGCUGCAGUUCCUGCAGAGCCACCACAUGCAGUACCUGGACCGCUGCCCCCACGCGCCCGCAGCCGUGACCAGCCAGAAGGCAGUCAUCUUCCGAAACGUGCAGGACAUCGGCCACUUCCACAGCAGCUUCUUACAGGAGUUGCGUAGCUGUGACACAGAUGACGACGUGGCCAUGUGCUUCAUCAAGAACCAGGCAGCCUUUGAGAAGUAUCUGGAGUUCCUGGUGGGCCGAGUGCAAGCCGAGUCGGUGAUGGUCAGCACAGCCGUGCAGGAGUUCUACAAGAAAUACACUGAGGAGGUGCUGUCAGCCGCAGACCCCUCGCAGCCACCGCCCCCACCACUGCAGCACUUCCUGGAGCAGCCGGUAGAGCGGGUCCAGCAAUACCAGGCCCUGCUGAAGGAGCUGAUCCGAAACAAGGCACGGAACGGCCAGAACUGCGCGCUGCUCGAGCAAGCCUACGCGGUGGUGUCGGCCCUGCCGCAGCGAGCGGAGAACCAGCUGCACGUGUCGCUCAUGGAGAACUACCCUGGCACUCUGGAGGCCCUUGGCGAGCCCAUCCGCCAGGGCCACUUCAUCGUGUGGGAGGGGGCGCCGGGCGCGCGGAUGCCGUGGAAAGGCCACCACCGGCACGUCUUCCUGUUCCGGAACCACCUGGUGGUCUGCAAGCCCCGGCGGGACUCCCGCACCGACACCUUCAGCUACGUCUUCCGGAACAUGAUGAAGCUGAGCAGCAUCGACCUGAACGACCAGGUGGAGGGCGACGACCGGGCCUUUGAGAUCUGGCACGAGCGGGAGGACUCCGUGCGCAAGUACCUGCUGCAGGCACGGACGGUCAUCACCAAGAACUCCUGGGUGAAGGAGAUCUGUGGCAUCCAGCAGCGCCUGGCCUUGCCCAUCUGGCGCCCCCCCGAUUUUGAAGAAGAGCUGGCUGACUGCACAGCUGAGCUGGGCGAGACAGUCAAGCUGGCCUGCCGUGUGACGGGCACACCCAAGCCCAUUGUCAGCUGGUACAAAGAUGGGAAGCCAGUGGAGGUGGACCCUCACCACAUCCUCAUUGAAGACCCCGAUGGCUCGUGUGCGCUUAUCCUGGACAACUUGACUGGCGCUGACUCUGGCCAGUACAUGUGCUUCGCAGCCAGCGCUGCCGGCAAUGCCAGCACCCUGGGCAAAAUAUUGGUGCAAGUCCCGCCUCGGUUUGUGCACAAGGUCCGGGCAGUGCCCUUUGUGGAUGGAGAAGAUGCCCAGAUCACCUGCACCAUCGAAGGGGCCCCAUAUCCUCAGAUCAGGUGGUACAAGGAUGGGGUCCUGCUGACCCCUGGGGGCAGAUACCAGACCCUGAGUGAGCCCCGCAGUGGCCUGCUGGUGCUGGAGAUCCGGGCAGCUGGCACAGAGGAUCUGGGCACCUAUGAGUGUGAGUUGGUGAACCGGCUGGGCUCCAAGCGGAGCCGUGCGGAGCUGCUCAUGCAGAGCCCCGUGCUGCAGGCCCGGGAUCAGCACCGCGCGGAGCGGCUCGCGGCCGUGGAAGAUGCUGCUGCCCCAGCCCCAGCUGCCCCAGGGCAGGAAAGCACGUCCAUCCAGAGGACACAGACAUGCCCUGAGGCUCCAGGACCUUCCACAGGGGACCACAGCAGCCCCAGCCCCAGCCCUGGGGGGCCGCAUCUGGAGCCCCCAGCUGUGGAGGCUGGGGCUGCAUCCGGCGAGCCUCCGAAGGCGCCUCAGCCUCACUCCCCCAAGGGCCUCGAGCAGACGGCUCAGGCACACGCUGAGGCCCCAGAACGCACGGUGCCCAUCCGGAUGGAGGGCACUGCCUGGCCAGGAGCAGGUGAGCUCUGGGACGUCCACAGCCAUGUGUUCACGGAGACCACACACAGGACGUACGUGUACCAGACCAGCGACACGCCUGCUGCAAGCCCCCCGUCCAUGCAGGUCACCAUCGAGGACGUGCAGGCCCAGAGCGGCGGUAUGGCGCAAUUCCAGGCUGUCAUCGAGGGCAACCCACAGCCCACAGUGAUCUGGUACAAGGAUGGGACCCAGCUGGGAGCUGACCCUAGGCUCAGCCAGCAGCAGGAAGGGACCACCUACUCCCUGGUGAUUAGGGACGUGGCCCAGCACGACGCGGGCGUCUACACCUGCCUGGCCCACAACCCUGGCGGCCAGGUGCUGUGCAAAGCAGAGCUGCUGAUCCACGGGGCUUCCCCUUCCCUGGCUACACGGGACAGUGAGCCCAGCUCUAGGAGGAAACUGCACUCCUUUUAUGAGGUCCUGGAGGAAAUUGGAAGGGGUGUGUUCGGCUUCGUGAAGAGGGUGCAGCACAAGGGCAACCAGAUGGCCUGUGCUGCCAAGUUCAUUCCGCUGCGGAGCAGGACGCGCGCCCAGGCCUAUCGGGAGCGGGACAUUCUAGCAGGCCUGAGCCACCCGCUGGUCACUGCGCUGCUGGACCAGUUUGAGACGCGGAAGACCCUGAUCCUCAUCCUGGAGCUGUGUUCGUCAGAUGAACUGCUGGAUCGCCUGUUCAAGAAGAGUGUGGUGACUGAGGCCGAGGUCAAGGUCUACAUCCAGCAGCUGGUAGAGGGGCUGCACUACCUACACAGCCAAGGCAUCCUUCACCUGGACAUAAAGCCCCCCAACAUCCUGAUGGUGCAUCCUGCUCGGGAAGACAUUAAAAUCUGUGAUUUUGGCUUUGCCCAAAAAAUCACCCCGGGAGAGCCACAGUACAGCAAGUAUGGUUCUCCUGAGUUUGUGGCCCCCGAGAUCAUCGAACAGACCCCCGUGAAUGAGGCUUCCGACAUCUGGGCCAUGGGGGUCAUCACCUACCUCAGCCUGACCUGUUCAUCCCCAUUUGCUGGAGAGAGUGACCGAGCAACGCUUCUGAAUGUCCUGGAAGGGCGGGUGUCCUGGAGUAGCCCCAUGGCUGCCCACCUCAGUGAGGAUGCCCAGGACUUUAUCAAGGCUGCUCUGCAGAAGGCCGUGGGGGCUCGGCCCAGCGCUGCCAAGUGCCUCGCCCACCCCUGGUUCCGGAAGUCUGUGCCCGCGGAGGAGGCCCACUUCAUCAACACCAAGCAGCUGAAGUUCCUCCUGGCCCGCAGUCGCUGGCAGCGCUCCCUGAUGAGCUACAAGUCCAUCCUGGUGAUGCGUUCCAUCCCAGAGCUGCUCCAGGGCCCGCCCGACAGCCCAUCCCUCGGGAUUGCCCGGCACCUGCGUGGCGAUGCCAGCGGCUCCUCCAGCAGCUCCUCCUCCUCCGACAACGAGUUGGCCCCGUUCGCCCGGGCCAAGUCGCUGCCGUCCUCCCCGGUGACCCACUCCCCGCUGCUGCACCCCCGGGGCUUCCUGAGGCCUUCGGCCAGCCUGCCUGAGGAGGCCGAGGCCUGUCCACCCGCCGCAGCCUCGGCUCUGCCUGCAUCGUUGCAGGGUGAGGAGCCAGCAGCUGCCCUGGGCUGUGUGCCCCGGCAGAGCGUCAUCCGAAGCCUGUUCUACCAGCAGGUGGGCGAAGGCCCAGAGCUAGGGGGCCUGUCCACAGGGGGCAGGCGGCACCCCGCCCGCCGGCGGCACCUUCUCAAGGGUGGCUACUUCUCGGGCAUCCUGCCGGGACUUCGAGAGCCACUGCUGGAGCACCGGGCACUGGAGGAGGCGGCUGCCAUGGAGGAGCAGGCUGCCCUGCAGGCCACAGCAGCCCCCUUGGAGACGGCCGUGCCGAUGCCCAGAGCAAGCCCCCAGGAGGCCUCUGGCUCCCGCCGCUCCCUGGACCGUGACCCACCGAACACUGCCAGUUCCUCCACCAAGGCCUGCAGCAAGGGGCAGUGUCCCGCUCCGGCUCCCCUGAGUCCUCAAGAUGCCCAAGGAGAGGGCAUGCCUGGAGGGGGUGCACGUGCCAGGGAGAAAGAGCAUCCAGAGGGGACCCCGCAGGGGCUGAGACUGCCGUCUGCCAGUAGUGAUGGGUGCUCCACUCAGCCAGAGGGGUUGUCCCAGGACCGCUGUGGAGGGCAGGCUGCCCCUUUCUCUCAGCCCCAGUGGGUCCCCACCCCCCAGGACAGUGGCCCCCCUGAGGCCUUGGCACCACAGCCUCCUGGCUCCUUCCCUUCAGGGCCCUGCACAGAGGCCCUCUUGUCAUCCCCUAGCCCUUCCUUCCCAGGAAAGCUGCAGGCCUGUCUGCCCCCUGCCCAAGCAAGCCCCCAGGUAGACUCUCAGAGCGUGCUGAAGGCCGUCCCUCUCACCAAGAGGCCUGGAUCACCCAGACCCCCAGAGCCAGCCUCCCAGAUGGGCACAGAGUCGAGCCCCUCUCUGGAUGCUGAAGGCCUGGUCCAGGAGACAGAGGACUUGUCCCAGUCUUCACCCAGCCUACAGCGGCCUCAGGAGCAGGCGACCACACGGAAGUUCUCCCUGGGGAGCCGUGGGGGCUACGCAGGGGUGGCGGGCUACGGCACCUUUGCCUUUGGAGGGGACGCCGGUGGAAUGCUGGGGCAGGGCCCCAUGUGGGCCAAGAUGACCUGGGCCGUCUCUCAGUCCUCGGAGGAGCAGGACGAGGCAGGGACCGAGAGCCCACCACCCCAGGCUAGCACAGUGCCUGCACCCGAGGGCGAUAGAACCCUCCCGAGGACCUCCCAGGAGUUGGGCUCGUGGGAAGACUUCAGUGGGGGCUCUCAGGUGUCACUCGUACAGAUCCAGGACCUGUCCAGGGACCCAGAAGCAGCAGACACCGUGUCCCUGGACAUCUCAGAGGUGGAUCCUGCCUACCUCAAUCUGUCUGAUCUGUAUGAUAUCAAGUAUCUCCCAUUUGAGUUCAUGAUCUUUAGGAAGAUCCCCAAGCCAGUGGAGCCGGAGCGUCCAUCCUCCCCUGAGUCUGAGGCUGGGGAGGAGCUGGCUGAGCUCCCAGAGGCUGCGUGGCCCUGGCCAGCCAGCCUGGAGAUCACAGAGGAGCCAGAGGACAUGGAGGCCCUGCUCGGGAAAGCUGCCGGCGGCAGGAAGCGCAAGUGGUCACCCCCUUCCGGCAGGCUCUUCCACUUCCCUGGAAGGCACUCACUGCUGGAGGAGCCCACAGAGCUGGGGCUACGCCAGAGGGUGAAGGCCUCGGUGGCUCACAUCUCCCGCCUCCUGAGAGGCAGGCCUGAAGGUCUGGAGAAGGAGAGUCCUCCCCGGAAGAAGGCAGGUCUCGCUUCCUUCCGCCUGAAGAGCAAGGACCGAGCACCAUCAUUCCUAAGGGAGCUCUCGGAUGAGACGGUGGUCCUGGGCCAGUCUGUGACUCUGGCCUGCCAGGUGGUGGCCCAGCCAGCCGCACAGGCCACCUGGAGUAAAGAUGGGGCUCUGCUUGAGAGCAGCAGCCGCCUCCUCAUCUCCUCCACGCUCAAGAACUUCCAGCUUUUGACCAUCCUGGUGGUGACUGCUGAGGACCUGGGCGUGUACACAUGCAGUGUGAGCAACGCGCUGGGGACGGCAGCCACGACGGCCGUCCUCCGGAAGGCAGAGCGCCCCUCUUCCUCACCACGGCCGGACAUCGGGGAGGUGCAUGCGGACGGGGUGCUGCUGGUCUGGAAGCCUGUGGAGUCGUACGGCCCUGUGACGUACAUUGUGCAGUGCAGCCUGGAAGGCGGCAGCUGGAGCACGCUGGCCUCGGACGUCUUUGACUGCUGCUACCUCACGGGCAAGCUUUCUCGGGGUGGGGCAUACACCUUCCGGACGGCCUGCGUCAGCAAGGCGGGCAUGGGCCCCUACAGCAGCCCCUCGGAGCAGGUCCUCCUGGGAGGGCCCAGCCGCCUGGCCUCUGAAGAGGAGAGCGGUGCAGCGGGGCCGGCCCGGCCCCUCCCCAGCAUGCAGACCUUCGCCUUCCAGACGCAGAUGAGAAGGGGCCGCUUCAGCGUGGUGCGGCAGUGCCGGGAGAAGGCCAGUGGGCGCGUGCUGGCUGCCAAGAUCGUGCCCUACCACCCUGCAGACAGGGCCGCCGUGCUGCAGGAGUACGAGGCCCUCAAGGGCCUGCGCCACCCACACCUGGCACAGCUGCAGGCUGCCUACCUCAGCCCCAGGCACCUGGUCCUCAUCUUGGAGCUGUGCUCCGGGCCUGAGCUGCUCCCCUGUCUGGCCGAGAGGGACUCCUACUCGGAAUCAGAGGUGAAGGACUAUCUGUGGCAGAUACUAAGUGCCACCCAGUACCUGCAUGCCCAGGGUAUCCUGCACCUAGACCUCAGGUCGGAGAACAUGAUUGUCACGGAGUAUAACCUGCUCAAGGUCAUCGACUUUGGAAACGCCCAGAGCUUGGCCCAGGAGAGGGUCCUGCCCUCAGAGAGAUUCAAGGACUACAUGGAGACCAUGGCUCCAGAGCUCCUGGAGGGCCAGGGCGCUGUCACGCAGACUGACAUCUGGGCCAUAGGUGUUACAGCCUUCAUCAUGUUGAGCGCUGAGUACCCGGUGAGCAGUGAGGGAAUUAGAGACACGCAGAAGGGCCUGCGCAAGGGGCUCAUCCAGCUGAGCCACUGCUAUGCCGGGCUGUCUGGGGGUGCUGUGGCCUUCCUCCGAAGCACACUGUGUGUGCACCCCUGGGUCCGGCCGUGUGCAUCCAGCUGCCUGCAGAGCCCGUGGCUGACGGAGGAGGGCCCAGCCAGCUCCCAGCCUGCGGCAGUGACCUUCCCAACCACUGGUCUGCGCGUCUUUGUGCGAGAGCGCGAAAAGAGGCGGGCACUGCUGUACAAGAAACACAACCUGGCCCAAGUGCGCUGAAGCCCUGGCCCUUCAGGGACCCGCCUCCCGGUCUUUCAGGACUCCCUGCAUAUGCACGCACACGUCAAUAAAAAGCAGCAGCGGAUGAGA
Molecule: messenger RNA, 28248 nt
Organism: Capra hircus (goat)
Lineage: Eukaryota; Metazoa; Chordata; Mammalia; Artiodactyla; Bovidae
Gene: OBSCN
Product: obscurin, cytoskeletal calmodulin and titin-interacting RhoGEF
Exons: 121
Coding region: 154-28158 (9334 amino acids)
Biological process (GO): protein phosphorylation
Molecular function (GO): protein binding; guanyl-nucleotide exchange factor activity; protein kinase activity
Source: RefSeq, a predicted model, not a curated record